UUGCGAGGUUGUUGGUGGUGUGGUGCGGUGUGGUGUUCCGCUGACACGGGAUUUGUUUUCGUCCGUACUUCGUACAUUUCGGCAGUCGCUCGUUAUUACCCGCGCGUUCGCUCGCGCUCGGAUAGCGGAGCGAGGCGGAUUGUUGCACAGGUUGCGGACGACAAUGGCCAACCACUACGAGGUCCCGAACUGGGCCGGCAAGCCACCGGUGGGGCUGCAUCUGGACGUGCUGAAGAACGAUAAAUUGAUACAGAAACUUAUGGUGGAUGAGAAGAAGUGCUACCUGUUCGGCCGCAAUCAACAGCUGAACGAUUUCUGCAUCGAUCAUGCGUCCUGCUCACGUGUUCAUGCCGCUCUCGUUUAUCACAAACACCUCAAUCGGGCAUUUCUGGUUGAUCUGGGAAGCACACAUGGAACUUUUAUUGGAAAUCUACGUUUGGAGGCUUACAAACCGACUCAGUUACCAAUCGACAGUACAUUUCACUUUGGGGCAUCUACUCGGUAUUACAUAAUAAGGGAAAGACCUCAGACUGGCGCCCGGCCUAUCAUCGAAGAACUGGAGAAAUUAUCCGAGGAUAUGGACGGCGGUGGUUUGCUGGGAUUGCCAGAAACAGAAACAGAAUUAGACAAUUUAACGGAGUUUAAUACAGCUCACAACCGACGAAUUUCUAUGCUUGGCAUAACAGACGAUGAGAUGCAUAAACCAACGCGCAAGCGAAAGAAAAAGGGAAUCACCUUCAAUGACGAUGAAGAAGUAAUCAAUCCGGAAGACGUUGAUCCGUCGGUUGGGAGAUUUCGUAAUCUUGUACAAACGACAGUUGUUCCUAGUAAGAGAAUGCGAAUGGAGGGUGGUCUCAUAUCAUUGUCAGAAGAUCACAAUCCUCUGAAGCACAUGCAGCCCACGUCUACCACCCCGCAACUCUAUCACGAUCUACCUCCCGAGCAGUUUACGCCGUCCUCGAUGUCGUCGAUCAAUCCGUUUUCCACGGCUCUUACGUCGCUGACGUCGCGGCUUGGCAUCGCGCUACCCAACCCUGCGCCCGAAGUGGAGAUGACGCCGAAUCAGAUACAGGCGGAGGUGUCGCACGUGCAAGAACACAUACCGGGUACGACGGAACCGCGGGCGAUGGAACCGAAGAAGAAGAAGUAUGCCAAAGAGGCAUGGCCCGGGAAAAAACCGAUACCAACGCUUCUUGUAUAAUAGGAAGAAUUGUCGUAUUAUUUUUUGAUGGAACUGCUUCAUCCAAGGAUUGUUCAUACAUUACAGAUUUACAUACAAUGCCAGCUCUAUUACGUGUUACUAUAUCGGUAGUAACUGUCAAAUCUUAAUCACGUUGAACCAUGUAGGAUUACGAUGAAAAGACUAAAUUUAUAACAAGUUAAAAUUUUAUUUAAGUAAUAAUAACUCAGAUAUAAGUAACUUGGCUAGAUUAUAUAAUGAUUUAAAGUUUUAUUUAAAGUGGACGUGUCUAAAAAGACUUGUGAUUUGCUUGAAAAAUGCAAAUGAAUCAUUUGCAUUUGUCAAUCCGAUAAAUGCAUUCAGCUAAAACUAACAAUGAUAUUCGUUCAAAGCAUCCUAAAUUUAUGCAAUUUUAAGUUUAAAAGAACUGAACGAUAUUGGAUGCAUCUAACGUUUAUCAUGUUAAGUUUUGUACCCGUACUACAUUUAUUUCCGCUGCGAUAACAAGUAUCAAUAGAAAUAAAGUUAUGUUUAAUUUUAUCAAAUAGAUUCUGGUUACUAGGAGAAUGAAAUUACAUGUCUAGUUUUAACAUUGUCGUGAUUUUUAAUAGUUAUUAAUAACAGCAUUACCGUGAUUGUUAUAUAUAUAUAUAUAUAUUACAUUUCCUUAAACCUCGACAUAAUUUCCAAUAUGUACAAUUGCUAUUAUCGCUCCAAGUGCAAUGAAUACGAUGUAAAUAGAUAUAAAGGGAAUUUCGUUGAUAUACUUUUAUAAAUAUCAGUACCAAAAAAGAAGUCAAUAAAAAAAAAAACA
This is a messenger RNA of Temnothorax curvispinosus, 1994 nucleotides long. RefSeq names its product nuclear inhibitor of protein phosphatase 1 (gene NiPp1). Gene Ontology annotation, cellular component: nuclear speck. Bases 164 to 1201 code for a protein of 345 amino acids. Lineage: Eukaryota; Metazoa; Arthropoda; Insecta; Hymenoptera; Formicidae. Gene Ontology annotation, molecular function: mRNA binding; protein binding; protein serine/threonine phosphatase inhibitor activity. The transcript has 6 exons. The record is from RefSeq and is a predicted model, not a curated record.